Messenger RNA from Acyrthosiphon pisum (pea aphid), 481 nucleotides. Its product is annotated as ubiquitin. The record is from RefSeq and is a predicted model, not a curated record. Gene Ontology annotation, cellular component: ribosome. Gene Ontology annotation, biological process: translation. Gene Ontology annotation, molecular function: protein binding; structural constituent of ribosome. Lineage: Eukaryota; Metazoa; Arthropoda; Insecta; Hemiptera; Aphididae.
AAUAGCAUGAUUGAAAUAUAUAAUAAUUAACCAUUAACCAGUUUUCUAUUUUGUUAGUAAUAUGCCAGGACAUAGAAUAUUCUAAGGCCAGGAUCACGAACGACAGGAACGGGUGAUCAAAAGGAAAUCAUAAAGAACAUCCAAAUGAAGAUUACAAGUUCUUUGAUAAAUAACCUCAAACAUUUAAUAAAUCCCUUCGACCCCUCAGCAGCCCGAACAUUGUACAUUUAAUGAUUAGAAAUUAUCAAACUCGAUACAUACUUAAUAUUUUAUGCAUGUUGCUUAUUAUUCAUUUUCUAGUUUGAAGUUUCCAUUUUAGGUGGAUAUUUCGGACCAUAAGAAUAUCGAUAUAACUUGGCGGAUAGAAGAAAAAGCAAAAUGCAGAUCUUCGUGAAGACGUUGACUGGGAAAACGAUCACUCUCGAAGUAGAGUCGUCGGAUUCAAUUGAAAAUGUGAAAUCCAAAAUUCAAGAUAAAGAAG